AUGGAAAUUGGUUUCUGGAAUGGAAAUGGCAUCAGGUUUAUUUUUGAGAACUCGUCUGCUGGGAAUAUGUACGAUUUUAGCUUCCAGUCCAAUGCAAAUGAAGCGGUUUACACUUUUACUACCAGUAAGACUUAUGACCUUGUGUGGUUUGUGAUGAGUUACAUGGGAAACCUGAAGCAGUAUUUUAUGGUAGAUGGGAAGAUCUCUUCUUUGAAUCAUGCUUUGUGUGAGGAUUCGGCUGGUGGUAAUACUGGGACAUGCUUUAGUUCAAUACCUUCUAACUGUGGCAAUGGUGAUAGCUUUUUUCAGAUGAAUGGUUUGCUGCCAUCUACAUUUAAUAGCACUGGUUCCGUAAAUAUGGCGAUUACUGAUUGUGAAACUUUCUGCAAGAACAAUUGUUCUUGUACAGCAUUUGCUUCAGUUCAGAAUGGUCCAACCAGGAUGUCAACUAUACUAUGGCAAUUGCUGCUACUUGAUGCAAUUAGUACUUUCUUAAAUUUUUUACUAGUAUACAUGAGACUAGAAUAA
Molecule: messenger RNA, 528 nt
Organism: Rosa chinensis
Lineage: Eukaryota; Viridiplantae; Streptophyta; Magnoliopsida; Rosales; Rosaceae
Product: G-type lectin S-receptor-like serine/threonine-protein kinase SD1-1
Exons: 1
Coding region: 1-528 (175 amino acids)
Source: RefSeq, a predicted model, not a curated record